AUGAUGAGCGAGGAGUGUCCUGUCCCGCUGGGGAGCAUCUCCUUAGCAGGGCUAGGGCAGAGUGAGGAAUACGGCUUUGCUGAUGACAUCAUUGAGGAAGUGGGUCCAGGGGACGACGUCAGUAUCGGCAGUGACCUGAGCACUCUGGUGUUGCCCUUCCCUGAGCUGGCGCCUGUGGUCUUCUUCUGCCUCAAGCAGACCACCUGCCCUCGCAACUGGUGCAUCCGUAUGGUCUCCAGCCCGUGGUUCGAGAGGAUUAGCAUCAUGGUGAUCCUGCUCAACUGUGUGACAUUGGGCAUGUACCAGCCCUGUGAGAACAUCGACUGCACCUCGGACCGCUGCCAGAUACUGCAGGCCUUUGAUGCAUUCAUCUACAUCUUCUUUGCAUUGGAGAUGGUGAUAAAGAUGGUGGCUCUCGGGAUCUUCGGCCGUCGCUGUUACCUGGGAGACACGUGGAACAGGCUGGACUUCUUCAUCGUCAUGUCUGGGAUGGUAGAGUAUUCGCUGGACCUGCAGAACAUCAACCUGUCGGCCAUUCGGACAGUUCGGGUCCUUCGGCCCCUCAAAGCCAUCAACAGAGUGCCAAGUAUGCGCAUCCUGGUGAACCUGCUGCUGGACACGCUACCCAUGCUAGGCAAUGUGCUGCUGCUCUGCUUCUUCGUCUUCUUCAUCUUCGGCAUUAUUGGUGUGCAGCUGUGGGCGGGUCUACUGAGGAACCGCUGCUACCUGGAGGAGAACUUUAACCUCUCUUCAGGUAUGACCCUGCCUGCUCCGUACUACCACCUGGAGGAGGAUGAUGAACGGCCCUUCAUCUGCUCCCUGGCGUCUGACAAUGGAAUCAUGUCGUGUGCCGAUGUGCCGGCGAGGCGCGAAGGAGGACGCACAUGCUGCCUGGACAGGGAGGACGCACUCCACAGACAAACUCUGGGCUUGAGUCCAGAGCCGCUGGCCAACGGGAGUGGUGCUGGGGAAGCAGUGGGUCUGUGCAUCAACUGGAACCAGUACUACACCCGAUGCCACACAGGAAGUAAGAACCCCCACAAAGGGGCCAUCAACUUUGAUAACAUCGUCUACGCCUGGAUCGUCAUUUUUCAGGUGAUCACUCUGGAGGGCUGGGUGGAGAUCAUGUAUUAUGUGAUGGAUGCCCAUUCCUUCUACAACUUCAUCUACUUCAUUUUACUCAUCAUUAUUGGUUCAUUCUUCAUGAUCAACCUGUGCCUGGUGGUUAUCGCCACCCAGUUCUCGGAGACCAAACAGCGGGAACACCAACUGAUGCAGGAGCAAAGGGCACAGUGCCUGUCAUCCUCCACCCUGGCCAGCAUGGCUGAGCCAGGAGAUUGCUACGAGGAGAUCUUCCAGCUCGUGUGCCAUGUCCUCCGCAAGGCUAAGAGGAGAUCGGCAGCUCUCUACUACCAGCUGAGGGGCAAACCCCUGCCAGCUGGAGGAGGCAGGGGGAACAGGCGUGGUGGAGGAAACGUGAACGGAGAGCGCCAUCAUUCCAGGCACCCAAAAACAUCUCAAUGUCCCCACCAGAACAAGCAAGACAACGGCCCUCAGCCGCUGGCUAACUCCAUCAGUCUGGCUGUCCCUCAGAACCCAGAGGACUGCCCUAUAUGUGCAUUAUCACUGAAAGAGGGGGUGAGGGCGGUGGGAGACUCCCCCAACGAGGAGGAACAUGAGCAGGACGCAGUGAAAGAGACGAGCAAGGACGAGAACCAUCUUGAGCAGAAGGGAGAUGGAGAGAAGAAGAAAAAGAGGACAUGCUUUGGACAUUGUAAAGACAUCUGGAACGAUAUGAGGAGGAAACUUUGGGGCAUUGUAGAGAGCAAGUACUUCAGCAGGGGCAUAAUGAUCGCUAUUCUCAUCAACACUAUCAGUAUGGGCAUCGAGCAUCAUAACCAGCCAGAGGAGCUGACCAAUGUCCUGGAGAUCUGCAACAUUGUCUUCACCAGCAUGUUCACCCUGGAGAUGAUCCUAAAGCUGACUGCUUUUGGCUUCUUUGAGUACCUGAGGAACCCGUAUAACAUCUUUGAUGGCAUCAUUGUCAUCAUCAGCGUGUGUGAGAUCAUCGGUCAGGCAGACGGCGGUCUGUCAGUGCUGAGGACCUUCAGGCUGCUGAGGGUCAUUAAGCUGGUGAGGUUCAUGCCUGCGCUCAGGCGGCAGCUGGUUGUGCUGAUGAAGACGAUGGACAACGUGGCCACUUUCUGUAUGCUGCUUAUGCUCUUCAUCUUCAUCUUCAGUAUCCUGGGAAUGCAUAUCUUUGGUUGUAAGUUCAGUCUGAAGACAGAGGCAGGAGACACGGUGCCUGACAGGAAGAACUUUGACUCCCUGCUCUGGGCCAUCGUCACCGUCUUUCAGAUUCUGACUCAGGAGGACUGGAACAUGGUGCUGUACAAUGGGAUGGCAUCCACCUCGCCCUUUGCUGCUCUCUACUUUGUAGCUCUUAUGACAUUUGGAAACUAUGUGCUCUUCAAUUUACUGGUCGCCAUCUUGGUUGAGGGUUUCCAAGCUGAGGGCGAUGCAAACCGCUCAUACUCGGACGAUGACAGGUCUUCCUGUAAUUUUGAGGAGAAUGAUAAACAGAAAGACUCUCAACAUAUCUCAGACCCAAAGAUCUCUACACUAACCCCGAAUGGGCACCUGGACUUGUCCGCACUUCACCAUGGUCUGUUUCCAGGAGAGAGGUUGACAUUUGCCCUCGGCUCCAGGAAGAACAGUGUUAUUUCUCUUGGUCGGGCCAACUUGGAGCAGAGGGCAAUGUAUCCAAGUCGAAGUUAUCACAACUGGAGUCACCCACUGCCUACCCAGCCUCAGGCCUUGUGGGCCCGUCGUUCCAGCUGGAACAGCCUGGGAGGAUGCCGCCCCUGGUCCUCUUCGUCUCCCUCCACUAGUCCAGCCUUCACUCCCACCUCUGCAAGGCCCUUCUAUGGCUACGGCCUGGGGGGUCUUGGCGGAGUUGUCGGAGGAAGCCUUCGUAUUCGGGGUCCCCGUGCCUCUUCAUCACCGCGCCGCCACCACCUCCAUCAUGUUAACCAGGAUGAGGAGGAGUCUCUCCUCUCUCCUCCCGCUGUUGCUCCAAACUCUCUUCACCUUCCUCAUCCUAUGCUGCCGAGCCACUUUGUGCCCAGGAGGGACCGUAGAGCUCUCUCACUCGAGCUGCCCCACCUGCUGCAGGUCCCAGGUCCGCCGCAUCCUCCACCCCUGCCACACCUCCUGCUGCCCCCCAUGACGCUCCAUGCUCACCACAGGAAGAAGAGCUUCUCCGGGGGUAUGGUUAUCGGUGGAGGUGGAGGUGGUGGUGGUGUUGGCGGUGGGCUAGACACUCUGGGUGUCUUAGGAGGGGUACACCAAGACUGUAAUGGGAAGACUCCUCUGUCUCAGCUUAUCCAGCUCCCUCCUAGACACCACACUGAGCAGGCUGGAGGGGCAAACCCCGCGAGCCAGCUGAUGGUCGACGUCUUCCCCCAGGUUAACACACGCAGCAAGGACCGGGAGGACCUGGACGAUGACAUUGAAUAUAGCUUGUGCUUCCGCAUCGAGAAGAUGUUAGAAGCGUACAAACCAGACUGGUGUGAGAGCAGAGAGGACUGGUCUGUCUUCCUAUUCUCCCCACAGAACAAAUUCAGACAGAUAUGCCAGUCCAUCAUAGCCCACAAGCUGUUUGACUAUGUGGUGUUGGCCUUCAUCUUCUCCAACUGCAUUACAGUCGCUCUGGAGAGGCCCAAGAUACUCCAGGGCAGCUUGGAAAGAGUCUUUCUCACCAUCUCCAACUACAUCUUCACGGCCAUCUUUGUGACCGAGAUGACACUCAAGGUUGUUUCCAUGGGUCUGUAUGUGGGUGAACAGGCUUACCUGCGGAGCAGCUGGAACAUUCUGGAUGGCUUCCUGGUUUUUGUGUCUUUGAUUGACAUUGUCGUGUCCAUGGCGGGUGGGGCCAAGAUCCUGGGUGUACUUAGAGUACUGCGGCUGCUCAGAACAUUGCGUCCCCUCAGGGUGAUUAGCAGAGCUCCCGGUCUGAAGCUGGUGGUGGAGACCCUCAUCACUUCCCUCAAACCCAUUGGCAACAUUGUCCUCAUCUGUUGUGCGUUCUUCAUCAUCUUUGGCAUUCUUGGGGUGCAGCUGUUUAAAGGAAAGUUCUUCUACUGCUUCGGCCUUGACAUCAAAAACAUCACCAACAAGUCUGACUGUCUGCAAGCCAACUACAAGUGGGUCCACCAUAAGUACAACUUUGACAACUUGGGGCAGGCUCUGAUGUCGCUGUUUGUACUGGCCUCCAAGGACGGCUGGGUAAACAUCAUGUAUCACGGCCUGGACGCUGUGGCUGUGGACCAACAGCCCGUGACCAACAACAACCCGUGGAUGCUGCUGUAUUUCAUCUCCUUCCUCCUCAUCGUCAGCUUCUUUGUCCUCAACAUGUUUGUUGGCGUGGUGGUGGAGAACUUCCACAAGUGCCGCCAGCACCAGGAAGUGGAAGAGGCCAAAAGGCGCGAGGAGAAGCGUCAGCGGCGCAUGGAAAAGAAGAGGAGAAAAGCCCUGAAGCUGCCCUACUUUGCCAGCUACGGCAAUAUACGCCUGAUGAUCCACACACUCUGCACAAAUCACUACCUGGACCUCAUCAUCACCUUCAUCAUCUGCAUCAACGUCAUCACCAUGUCCUUAGAGCACUACAAUCAACCUCAUUCUCUGGAUCUCGCCCUGAAGUACUGCAACUAUUUCUUCACCUCUACGUUUGUGCUGGAAUCGGUACUCAAACUCACCGCUUUCGGCUUUCGCCGCUUCUUCAAGGAGAGGUGGAACCAGCUGGACCUCGCCAUUGUGCUUCUGUCAGUGAUGGGAAUAACCCUGGAGGAGAUCGAGAUCAGUUCAGCCCUGCCCAUCAACCCCACUAUCAUCAGGAUCAUGAGAGUACUGAGGAUAGCAAGAGUGCUGAAGCUGCUGAAGAUGGCGACAGGGAUGAGAGCCCUGCUGGAUACGGUGGUCCAAGCCCUGCCUCAGGUGGGUAACCUGGGCCUGCUCUUCAUGCUGCUGUUUUUCAUCUACGCCGCCUUAGGAGUAGAGCUAUUUGGAGAACUUGUUUGCAAUGAAGACUACCCGUGUGAGGGUAUGAGUCGUCACGCUACCUUUGAGAACUUUGGCAUGGCCUUCCUGACCCUUUUUCAAGUCUCCACGGGCGACAACUGGAAUGGCAUCAUGAAGGACACAUUGAGGGAGUGCCCACCGGACCACGGCACUGAUGUGGACUAUGGCUGCAACCCUAGCCUUCAGUUUAUUUCGCCCAUGUACUUUGUCUCCUUCGUGCUCACCGCCCAGUUCGUGCUCAUCAAUGUGGUGGUGGCCGUGCUGAUGAAGCACCUGGACGACUCCAACAAGGAGGCCCAAGAGGAGGCGGAGAUGGAUGCAGAAAUUGAGCUGGAGCUGGCCCAGGGCACCCUCUGUUGCAUGGGCGCCCCAGGCUGCGGGGGUGGGAGGGUGGACAAAGGACUGGUCGCUGCUGGACCUGGAGGCACAGCGGGGGGCAAUGACAGAGGAUGUGGAGAGAGGGGAGAAGGAGUGGGGAGGAUGCUUCAUUCUGCAAGCAGUGCACACUCGGGAGCGUACAACUCCCGUGACUCCAGCCGAACUCUGUACUCACCAGCACAAGAGAGCCAAUGGCUGGACAGCGUGUCUCUUCUGAUCAAGGAUACACUGGAGGGGGAGAUGCUGAUGAUCGACAACCUCUCCGGUUCUGUCUUCCACCACUAUUCUUCUCCUCCAACCAUCUGCAGAGAUUGCAAGGGCCAUCCACAAGAGCAGAUCAGGAUGGCGGAGGUAGAGCAGGCAUCGUUGAAGUCGGAGCAACUGUCAGACAAGUCCUCAUCCCCCGCUCUGCCAGAUGACCUCAGCCUGGACGAACAGACUGCCUACCAACUGCUGGCGCGAGAGGGCAAGGGAAGGUGCAGUAGUGACUCCCGCAGCUCAGAAGAGGCUGCAGGUGGAGGAAGUUAUGCAGGAGGCCACCAGACUCGGACCGUGGUGCAGAGCCAGGUGCAGGGGUCGGGCCAGCCCUGCCGGGCCCUCGGCACUGGCAUGGAGGUGGAGACUACACUGCAGCAUAUGUGCUCACCUCACUGUAGCCCUGGUGGCGUUUCCAGCAGCAGCAGCAACAAGGAAAUAAACAAAGGAGGAGGAGGAGCCAGUGGCAUUUCUCCUCUCUUCCAUCUGUCUGCAGAGUUCUUCCACCCUACAGGAGCAGCCAUCCCAGCACCUCCCCGUAGUAGGAGCCUACGGUUGUCGAGGGGCCUUAGGCUGACCUCCCCAGACUCCUGGGUUUCGCUGCGCUCCCCAGGAGCCCAUAGCAAGAUGCUCUGUUCACAGUAUCCGUCCCACAGUGACUCCUCCCUUGCGACAGGCAGCUCUGAGGGGAGCCUCCAGACCACCCUGGAAGAGGGACUGAGCUUCAGCGUUUCUCCACCACAGAACUUGGAGUCCCCUUUGCCGACAGCUCACUUACAACUCGAGUGCCCACUCCCGUUGCCUGAAGAGAGCCCUGCCAAUUCCUCCCCAAUCCAGACCCUGAGACCAAGGACGAGCCCCUCAUCAGCCCUCACCCUCCAGGCCACCAGGGGCCACCAGCGUAGCCAGAGCAGUGGCCGAGGGAGCACCAGCCCGGGUUACACCCGUGAAGACUCAAUCGACCCCUCAGACGAGGACCUGGGCAUAGGCAUAGGAUCAUCAAUUGGCGGUUGUGGCUCCAGCCAAGCGGGCAACAGUGAACACUUGUCAGAGACGCUGGGCAGCUUGUCGCUGACAUCGCUGCUGCUGCCACCCAGCUCCCUUGUGUACCCAGGAGGGGGGGUUAAGAAGUGUAACAGCACAGGCAGCCUGGACCAGGGGGGGAUACUGCUGUCAUCCCGGGGCCGGGAGGGACGCAGGGAGAUGCUGGGCUUGGAGCUUAUGGACCCCCAAGGCUUCUUGGCCAACCCCUGGACGGGGGUGUUAGUUGAUACAAGAAGAGGAGAGGGACGAGUUGAAAUAGGAGAUGGUGACCAAGGGUUCAAAGGCAAGAGCUCAAGCCAAACAACAGUAGGGCCUUGUCGGAAAAACAGAUGAAACCUAUUGUUCACUCUUUCUUUGUCUCUCCAUUCCUUGGAUCUAAACCCAUAGCUGUCCCUCUCACUCUCUCUGCUUCCAUCAGUGAGAGAGAGGCUCGAUGACAAACGAUGUCCCGCAAUCCAAAACCAAACCCUCAUUUCGCCC
This is a messenger RNA of Cyclopterus lumpus (lumpfish), 7236 nucleotides long. RefSeq names its product calcium voltage-gated channel subunit alpha1 Ia (gene cacna1ia). The transcript is spliced from 36 exons. Lineage: Eukaryota; Metazoa; Chordata; Actinopteri; Perciformes; Cyclopteridae. Gene Ontology annotation, biological process: calcium ion import; calcium ion transmembrane transport; neuronal action potential. Gene Ontology annotation, cellular component: plasma membrane; neuron projection; voltage-gated calcium channel complex. The record is from RefSeq and is a predicted model, not a curated record. Gene Ontology annotation, molecular function: voltage-gated sodium channel activity; low voltage-gated calcium channel activity. Bases 1 to 7089 code for a protein of 2362 amino acids.